This is a messenger RNA of Fusarium vanettenii 77-13-4, 2232 nucleotides long. RefSeq lists its product as uncharacterized. Lineage: Eukaryota; Fungi; Ascomycota; Sordariomycetes; Hypocreales; Nectriaceae. The coding region runs from base 1 to 2232 and encodes 743 amino acids. Gene Ontology annotation, biological process: endonucleolytic cleavage to generate mature 5'-end of SSU-rRNA from (SSU-rRNA, 5.8S rRNA, LSU-rRNA); endonucleolytic cleavage in 5'-ETS of tricistronic rRNA transcript (SSU-rRNA, 5.8S rRNA, LSU-rRNA); endonucleolytic cleavage in ITS1 to separate SSU-rRNA from 5.8S rRNA and LSU-rRNA from tricistronic rRNA transcript (SSU-rRNA, 5.8S rRNA, LSU-rRNA). Gene Ontology annotation, cellular component: nucleolus; preribosome, small subunit precursor; 90S preribosome. Gene Ontology annotation, molecular function: RNA binding. The record is from RefSeq and is a predicted model, not a curated record. The transcript has 2 exons.
AUGCCCAAGCCUAGAACGAAGCGCGGCCACGGUCGCGAGGAGAAGAAGCGCAAGAGACGCGAGGAAGCCGAAAGCUACGAAGCUCACGAAAACGACUCUAAGCGCCAGCGAACCACCGACGAGAACGGUUACCAAGAUGGACAGGAGGCGCAGGAGAAUGGCAUUGGGGAGAAGGAGUUUUUCGGAAUGCUCGCGGACGAGGAGCAGGAGUACUUCCGUCGCGCUGAUGAGCUCCUCGAGUUGAACCAAUUCCCCUCGGACGAAGAGCGCGACGUCUUCCUCGAGAACGUGUGGAAGGAGGCCGAGAACAAGGAGCUUAAGCUCGCCAGCAGUCAAUCUUGCUCGCGGCUGAUGGAGCGUCUAAUCCAGCUGUCCACCACAGCGCAGAAGAAGCGCCUGUUCGAGGCCUUUGCGGGACACUUCCUCUCGCUCGUGCAGCACCGCUUCGCGAGCCACUGCUGCGAGGCCCUGUUCUUGCGGUCCGCGGGCGUCGUGACAAAGGAGCUUUCUGGGUUUGUGGGGUUUGUGCUGGAUACCAAGGGUGCGGGAGGUGAUGCUGAGAAGCCCGAGGCUGCUAUGGAGCAUCUCUUCCUGGCGACGCUGGACGAGCUGGAGGGCAGCUUGUCGUACCUUAUCACGGACCGGUUUGCGUCGCAUACUCUGCGUGUCCUCCUACUCGUCCUCUCUGGUCGACCAUUGGAAGACUCUUCGUCGCGAACUCUUAUGAAGAGCAAGAAGAAGGAGAAGAUCUCUGUUUCUGGAGCCGAGGCUGCUGACGAGGCCAACAAAGGCCUGAGGGCUGUGCCUCCUUCGUUCACCAUGGCGGCCACCAAGAUUAUCCAGGACUCGACGGCGGGUAUGGAUGCGACCAGUCUACGGGUGCUCGCCAGACACCCCAUGGGCAACCCUACGCUACAGCUUCUGUUGGAGCUUGACCUGACGCUGAACAAGGGUGAGCAAAAGGCAGAUGCUGAGCGACCGACUCUCCUAUUCCAGCUGUUGCCCGGUGCUCCCAAGUCUUUGAGCGACGGCUCAUCAGAGGCUUCUGAGUUCAUCAACGGCAUGAUCUACGACCAGAUUGGAUCACGACUCAUUGAGACGCUCAUCACACACGCCCCUGGCAAGGUCUUCAAGGCUCUCAACCAAAACAUUUUCCUCCCCCGGAUAGAAGGAUACGUGCGAAACGAUGUUUCGUCCUAUGCAGCCAUCCGAGUACUGAACCGACUGAGCAAGGAUGAUCUGGUACAAGCGGUUGAGCAAAUCACUCCUACCGUACCCCAACUGGUCACAAAGUCGAGAUUCAACGUUCUCAAGACUCUCUUUGAGAGAUGUGCUGCUCGUGGCGCAAAUGACGAGAUCAAGAAGCUCAACAAGGGGCUCAAGGAGGGAUGCGGAAAGACACCGGCUGAUUUGGUUACCUACCUGUGCGGAUUCAAGGAUGAGGAGAAGAAGAAGAAGGACGUCCAGCAGUUGUCUAAGAACGAGUACGCUAUUCAGUCUCACGGCGCCCAGCUUCUCACUGCACUGCUCUCGAUACCCGGACCCGUAAAGGGCGUUCAGGAGUCUCUUCUCGCCGUUGAGCCGACUGUCCUCGUCCGUCUUGCCACUACCUCUAUGCCUACCGUUACCGUCCUCACCACGGCUUUGGCAACCCCUUCUUCCAACCCUGCCUUCCACAAGUCCAUCGUCAGCUCUCUUCUCCCACACAUCCACGAGCUCGCAGUCCAGCAAUUCGGCCACAACCUCAUCAACGCCAUCGCCGAGGUGCCCAGCAAGGGUAAGGAGCGUAGUGUGCCCUUCCACAUGAAGGAGGCCAUCAUGGCGCGCCUUGGCGAGCAUGAGGCAGAGCUUCGAGAUAGCUGGAUGGGCAGAAGCGUGUGGCGAAACUGGAAGGGUGACAUGUGGAAGACACGGCGCCGAGACUGGAAGGUUUGGAUGCGAGAGGUUGAUGCUCAUAUUGAGUCAACCUUGCCUCAGCGAGGACGAGCUGCUGAGAAGCAGCAGGCCGCUCAAGACAAGCCUUCCAAGAAGGAGGAGCCAGUUGUUGAGGAUAAGAUGGAGGUGGAUGAGGUUGUAGAGAAGCCUGAAGAAGAGAAGAAGAAGGAGAAAAAGGACAAGAAGGAUAAGAAGGAAAAGCGCGAGAAGAAGGAGAAGAAGGACAAAAAGGAGAAGAAGGAGAAGAAGAAGAGCAAGCCAGAAGAAGCCGAAGUAGUGGCCGAGGAUGAGGAGUAA